Macrosiphum euphorbiae (potato aphid) is the source of this 663-nucleotide messenger RNA. NCBI's taxonomy places the organism in Eukaryota, Metazoa, Arthropoda, Insecta, Hemiptera, Aphididae. The record is from the annotation of a GenBank genome assembly.
AUGGUAACAGCAUCAACCAAAAUUAAGUAUUAUUAUAUUAAAUAUUGUUGUGUGCAUGGAGGAUGCCACAAAAAAAAAAAAAAUACUUUAGACCAACGUGUCACCUCUACAAUGCGCCAAGGUUGUGAAGCUUUUAUAUAUUUAAAAGCUUCAGCAAAUGGACAACAGUUAGAAAUAACUAAAAUGGACGAGACUCAUAACCACGAGACCUCAAAAAUAUUGUACAGCCAUGUUGGAGCCUAUGUUCUAGACAACACAACAGAGGUUUCAUGUAGUUGUCUCUUUUAUAAAUCAAUGAGAUUGCCAUGUAAACAUAUAUUUCACACUAGACAACUUCAGAACAAACCAUUAUAUGACCUAAGUUUAUGUGAUACAAGAUGGACCAGAGAUUAUUACUAUAAAAAUCAAAGAGUGUUUAAAAAUGUUGAGAUUGUUCCCACUGAUAGCGAUACUACAGUUACAAUAUUGCACAAAAAGAAAAACCAAAAUAAAUUUUGUCGAAAACCGAUUUUGCAUAGAAAUUCCCGUUUUUCUAUAAUUUUUACAUGGUUUUUCAGGUUGCUUUUGAAAUCUAUUGGCAAUUGUAAAACAGGCCCUAAGUCCAUGAUAUAUAUUUUCAAAUAUCUUAAACCGUGGCGCGUAAACGGAGUGAAUGAUAAGUGA